AUGGCAGAGCCAAGACCGUACUAUAUUCCUUCUUCAACUUCAUCCAAGUCUAAUACUAAACGAUAGAAUAAUACUCAAUAGCAAUCUAAUUAUGAAGCACUGCUUUCUCAUUUUAGCCAAACUAAGAGCAAUUCUAAUAAAAUUACAAAAGCUUAGACAUCGAUUAUUUAAUAUGACAAAUAUUAUGUUCAACAAUUGCAAUAAUAAAUAACAGAUUUAAAAGAGCAAGUGAAUUUUUUGGCUUUAGAAAAUCAGAGAUUGAAGUAGAGCCAAGACAAAUCAUUAAAAAGGAUAAAAGAGCAAUAUCAUCAACUAACUAAAUUUAGCAAUAUCGUAUAAUUAGUUUAGCAAUUGAAAAUAGAAAAUCUAGCUCUCAAAUAAAAUGUUUAAUCUCUUAAGUUAGAUUUUAAUAUUCAAAUGCAUCCGUUAAGGCAAUUGUAUAAUCACAUCCUUCAAAUACCAAAGUAAUAAAUCAAUGACAUUAUGUAAUUGAGGUUAGAAUAGCAAGAAACUUUAAUAUCUCAACAGAAAUGCAAGGUUGAGGUUCUCAAUUUAGAACGCACUCAACUUUUAGAAUUAUGUUCGAAACAAGAAGGAGAAUUUAUUUCAUAUUUGGAAAACAAAAUUCACACAUGA
This is a messenger RNA of Paramecium tetraurelia, 636 nucleotides long. RefSeq lists its product as uncharacterized. The record is from RefSeq and is a predicted model, not a curated record. The transcript is spliced from 4 exons. NCBI's taxonomy places the organism in Eukaryota, Ciliophora, Oligohymenophorea, Peniculida, Parameciidae.